CUACCUAUGCAAAAACAAUAUGUUGUUCCUGAAAUAUCACUAUUGAUGGUCAUGCUUUAAACCAUGAUCCACAAAUGAAUCUAUGGGUCACUGGAUUUAUUUUAGGGUCUUCCUGCUUCUCUCCUCUCGCCUGAUUGGUUCAACCUACAAGAAGUGUCUAGUGACAUCACAUCAUUUGAGGCGGGGCUUCCAGGAUGGCUCCCUGCUGCAGUGAAGCAAUAUGGCAGAAUCAAGCCUGGGAGCUUUUAAGCUACUGGAGGCCGUCCUCCGCAGCGCCGCAGCUGGGUUUGUGUUUGGAGAAGCCGCCUCGUUUGCUGUCGAGUCCUCCCUGAUGAAGGACGUCCUGCUGAAGGCAGCCGCUCGAGUUGCCGGACGUGCCGGCUCCACUGGGGUCACGGUGGUGACGGCGUGCCUCGUCUUCACCUCUGCACUGUUGUCGCUCGGAGCUGCUUUCCUGCUUGCUGCCGCGGUGAUGAAGCUGAUGCUCAAAGCGGGAGUGAGGUUGCCUUGGCUGACCGAGGCCACAGCUGGGACCUCUGUGGUGGCAGGUGCCAUCAUCACCGGAGUUCUGGUUGGAAUCCUUCCACCAUGGAUCUACAUCGUAAGCCAGGGCGCUUUGGUUCUUAUCGUCUACUCGUUCUCUAAUGUCAACGACAUGACCACAGCUCUGCUGAUAAUCUUUACCACUCUGUACCUAAGUGUUGUUUUUGGACAAAUGGGCAUCAUACUUGGACUUAUAUUUCUGAUCUUCACCAUCGCAGCCCUUUACGCUCUCAGAAAGACCAUGACAAGCAGGGUAACACAAGGACCCAAAACAGGAAGCAAGUUAUUGGAGAGAAUAUUUUUCUACAGUGUUUUUGUGGGAAUUCUUGGGUUUUCUGUGGGUUUAGGGACGGGCAAAGCAGAAGACCUGGAAACGGAGGUUGUGUUGAUGCUAAAUUCAGUCCUCUGGGUGGCUUUCCUGUCGGCGGGGCUGCUGGGAGCUGGCCUGGGAACGGUGGCCAUGGUUGGACUGGGAACGGAAGUGGCUGGAAAGAUCUCUGUUGCAGCUAGUGUUGCCAUAUCCAUGGCUUUAAGAGCCGUUCUGGAGUGUUCUCUAGAGUCCAGAAGCGCCACAGCAGCAGCUUUAGGAGCAGCAGCCGCUGCAGGGGUGUCUCUCGGAGCAGCAAGUGUUGCCGCAAAACAGACAUUUGAUUCUAGAAACUCCACUUUAAUCGUUCUAGGCUCCGUCGUGGCUGGUACACUCAUAGCCCUUAAAGGGGUCGCAUUAAAAACAACUUUGUUGACAACAUCUGAUCUUGUGACAGUGGCGCUCAUUGCAGUUGCAGCUUUUUCUCUUGGCGCAACAAAAAGUCCGUUCCACACUCAGGUGAACCUGCAAAGGGGCCUCCUCACAGGGCCGGAGCUAAUUAAAGGAAUUGGCAUGGAGACGGUCACCGCAGCAGCAGCCCCCAUCGGUGCCGGGGCGCUCGGUGCCGCAGCGUUAGGCACCGCAGCUCUGGGGACACUGGGGACCUUCGGAGUUCUGGUGGCUAUAACCCUGGCUCUGGGAAGCGCUCUGACUGGGAUGAUUGGAAGAGCAGAAACGACAUCGAACAACCACAGAGACUGAUCAAUCACCAGAAGUUGAUAGUUUUGAUUGGUGAAAGUUUAGUGCCAUGUUCCUCUAAUGUGCACCGAAGGUUCAAAUUUUUGACAUUUGUGUGUUAUGUUGAAUAAAAAAAUAAAGACAAAUAAAAGAC
Messenger RNA from Oryzias melastigma (Indian medaka), 1742 nucleotides. RefSeq lists its product as uncharacterized. The record is from RefSeq and is a predicted model, not a curated record. NCBI's taxonomy places the organism in Eukaryota, Metazoa, Chordata, Actinopteri, Beloniformes, Adrianichthyidae. The coding region runs from base 221 to 1612 and encodes 463 amino acids. The transcript has 2 exons.